GCACACACACCUCCUGCUGAGUAUUGUACGAUCGUACAAGACGGUACCAAUACCUGCCCUGCUCUUGCCUUCACACUCGCCAUACGCAAACCAACCCUUCUAUCAUUCAUAUCAUACCUUCAAGCUUUUUUGCUCCCCGGCAUCGAUCCUCUAUGGUUCACCCUUCGAAAUCAGCGAGCAAGCGUCUAAAUUCGGUUUGCCCAUAGCCUAGAGCCUCUCUGUUCUUUCUUUCUCUCCCUCACCAACACCGCUGACGCCCCCCACAACAAUCACCUCUUCCAUCAAUGAACCGCUACAGAGGUCCAUUCUCAUCAUCGGCUGCCUCUUCUAAAGCAACCCCUACCACACGCUGCCAGAAAUGUCUUAAACUGGGUUCGCACAUCCAUCCUUCCUCUCUUUUGCUGGUUAAUCUGUUGCUUACUCGCACCGCGUUCUCAGGCCACUAUAGCUAUGAGUGCAAGGCGACUAUAUCUGAAAGGCCAUACACCUCGCGACCCUCACGUACCCAACAGUUUCUGAACCCUCGUCUCCGCCAGGAGCUCACGGAAGCUGCGCCUCCGUCUGAUGUUGUGGUUAAUAAGAAGAAGGGCACCGCCGACGAGAUUCUCAUGAAGAAUAAGAAUGAGAGGGAAGCUGCGCGUUCUCCGGAAGUCCGUGGGCGUAAGCGGAGGCGUAAUAGGUAUGCCACACCUCUGGCUUCGUGGAUCGUAGAUUCUCAACUCCUAACCUGAUAAUAAAGCACCUCGCCUUCGCCGGUUCAAUCGCGUACCCGCUCCAUCUCCACAGGCUCCUCUUCGACAUAUUCCAGCAUAUCAUCCGGACGCUCGCCCACGCCUCCCGUGUACUCGCAAGAGAAUUCCAUGGUUCAUCACAAUUCUUCUAGGAGACAGAGUAAUAGCCAUGCUCGCGACGACCAUGAUCGAUCUGUUCGCAGAAAGUAUCGUGAUUCUCCUAGCCCUAGGAGAAGGGGUCGCAGGUUGAGUCCUACCGAUUAUCCGCGGAGGACGAGGAGCCGAACUCCAAGACCGACUCACCGGCGCUCAAUUACACCCCAGGUUUACAAUGAUCGGAAGGGAUCGCCGGUGAGGAGCCGCCAGGUGGACGAAAAUCGCCCUACCAGAGCCAGUCCCUAUAGAGAGCGAAGUCUCAGCCCCUUCACCAGACGGAAGCUUCUCACUGAGCGGAUGCAGAGGGUUCCAGGGUAACUACUAAUUCUAUUUUUGA
Tuber aestivum (summer truffle) is the source of this 1224-nucleotide messenger RNA. The record is from the annotation of a GenBank genome assembly. Lineage: Eukaryota; Fungi; Ascomycota; Pezizomycetes; Pezizales; Tuberaceae.